AUGGAUGGGUCUGAUGAUGAGCAAGUACCUGAGCAGGUAGAGUUUAAUGCUAAGAGUGACAUGAGAAAUGUUGUACUGAAGAAGGAGAUAAAGUUUCUUAAUGCAAAGGUGUUCAGAGCUGCUUUGAGGGAGUAUGCAAUCAAAAAACCUAUUGACAUCAAAUUCAAGCUUAAUGAGAGGACUAAAAUAUCAGUUCACUGCAAGAAUGGGUCAAAGAGAAAGGCAAAGAAUUUGAUCAAUGGAGAAGAGCAACUGCAAUAUGGUGUCCUUAGGGACUAUGCACAAAUGAUAAACACUGUAGACAAGGGGAGUAAGGUUAUACUACAGACAGAAAUGACUGAUGAGACUUCCCAGCCAAAAUUUAAGAGGAUGUAUGUUAGGUUCAAUACUCAGAAGGUAGGAUUUUUAGGUGGAUGCAGACCAUUUAUAAGUUUAGAUGGUUGUCACAUAAAGCAUAGAUUUGGUGGGCAAAUCUUAUUUGUCACUGCCAAGAAUGCAAAUGACAACAUUUUUCCAGUAGCCAUGGCUGUUGUGGAACAAGAAACCAGGGAGUCUUGGAUAUGGUUUUUGGAAAUUUUUGCUGAUGAUAUAGGGAGGCUAGAGGAGCUUCAGUUGGUCUUCAUUUCUGAUAGGCAAAAGGGGCUUAUACCUACAAUAGAGACACUAUUCCCUACUGUGGAGCAUAGAUACUGUGUGAAACACAUCUAUAAUAAUUUUAAAGUUGAUCACAAGGGAUUGGAGUUAAAGGAUGCACUGUGGAGGUGUGCUGUGGCCACAACAGUAAGGGAGUUUGAGAGAUGCAUGCAGUACAUAAGGGAUUUGGAUGAAAAGGCAUAUGAGUAUCUUGCAAAUAUUGCACCUGCACAGUGGACAAGGUCACACUUCACUCCUAGGGCCUUAACAGAUUGUUUGGCUUUACACAAAAGGGAAGGGAUACAAAAGUAUGCUGGAAAAUUGUGUCCAAGCAUACAAGAUAGGUUGGAGAAAUUGAAAGUUGAAAGUAAGCCAUUUAGUGCUACCCCAGCUGGCAGUUUCCUUUAUGAGGUAGGUAGUCAGUAUGAGAGGCAUGUAGUUGAUCUUGUCAAGAAGACAUGUAGCUGUAGGUCUUGGGAUUUAAAUGGCAUUCCCUGCAAACAUGCCAUAACAGCCAUUUAUACAAACAUUGAGACACCAGAAGACUAUACCCACCCAUACUACUUCAAAGAAACUUACAUGGAGAUAUACAAUGAGGUACUUCCUCCCAUGCCUGGCCAGUUAGAAUGGGUUGUGUAA
This is a messenger RNA of Quercus lobata, 1272 nucleotides long. RefSeq lists its product as uncharacterized. The record is from RefSeq and is a predicted model, not a curated record. Lineage: Eukaryota; Viridiplantae; Streptophyta; Magnoliopsida; Fagales; Fagaceae. The coding region runs from base 1 to 1272 and encodes 423 amino acids. The transcript has 4 exons. Gene Ontology annotation, molecular function: zinc ion binding.